Molecule: messenger RNA, 4188 nt
Organism: Recurvomyces mirabilis
Lineage: Eukaryota; Fungi; Ascomycota; Dothideomycetes; Mycosphaerellales; Teratosphaeriaceae
Gene: IMH1
Product: Golgin imh1
Exons: 3
Coding region: 1-4188 (1395 amino acids)
Cellular component (GO): Golgi apparatus
Source: RefSeq, a predicted model, not a curated record
AUGUUCAACCGCCUCAAGAACUUCAAUCUCGAUGCCCUCCUGGACAGCAAGAUAGCAGAGGAGCAAGCGAAGCAGGCUAAACAAUCUCAGUCACCGAAACGAUCUGGAAGCAAUGCCGGAGCAAGGAGAAAUAGUGGUCGGACAGACUCGCCUGCUCGAAGGGCCGGAAGUAGAUUGAGGGCUGCGGAUGCUGGCGAUGCUGUCGUGACGGGAAAGAGCCCCGAUCCGGAGGACUUCGUGAUCGGCGACGAUGCUUCCGACAUCUCGAGGGUGGCUACGCCAAUGCCGACGAAGGAAAGUGCGGAUGGACCACAAGAUGAAGAAGGCAAGAAGGAUGUCUCUGCGUCCACCAACCAGAAAGGGAAGGAGAAGGCCGUAGAGGAAGACGAGCUGCCCGACGAUGUGCGCAAGAAGUUGGCCAAGCUGGAGACUUUGACGGGACGAUACCAGGAUCUUCUUCGCAACUACCGAACGGCACACGCUCGUGUGGUUGCUAUCGAGCCCUUUGAAGCUACGCUCAGAGAGCACACACCUCUGACAUCAAUACAAGAGCCGGGUGCGUUGGUCGAAUUCUUGAAUCAGCGAGCUUUGCAGAGCCAGAUGGUGCUAGAGGAGCUCAAAAGCGUGACUGGGGAGCGGGAGGAUUUGAAGACGAAGUUGCAGGAGGCGGAGAACAAAGCCAAGGAGGCCUUCGACGAGGCUGCCGGGUUACGAGAACAACGUCAGGGAAAUGCGAAGGACUCGAGGGAAACAACUCAUACAAGUGGUGGAGAUCCUCUUGGCGUCAGCCACUCUAGUGCCGCUGAGAAGACACCUGCAUCGGGCGAGGACGAGGAUUUCUUCUCGUAUGAUGCCGAGCAAAAGCAGGGAAUAGAGGAUGAGAUCAAAGCCUACGUGGCUGAGAUCCAGGAGCACAAGGAUUACAUCAAUGAACUCUCCACCGAGAACGCCACUUUACGCAAAGAUCUUGACAUGUGCCAGCUGAACCUCAAUGCCAUGGAGAACAAGGUCGGCGUGAAGGAUCGUGACCUUGACGGCGUCAAGCAGGCGCUAGGUGAAGCCAAGGAGGAGAUCGGCGCUGCAGGCAAGGCUCGCGUAGAAGCUGAAGAACAGGAGCACGAAGCUGCUGCUCUUCUCGCCCAGACUGAGGGACAGGUUCUCCACUUGCAGGAGCGAUUGAAGGGGUACCAGCAAUCGCUGCAGGAUCGUGAACAGGAGUUGAAGGAGAAAGCUGCGUUAGCGGAAGAGAAUCUGAAGAAGUAUCAGGACGAGCACGCCGAGAACCUCAAGAAGGGCACGUAUUCGCAACGCGACGAGAAGGGUAUUCAGACCUUGCGAGGUCUGGUGAACACGCUUCGCGAGCAAUCGCAGCAGGCAGAAAACAGUAAGCUGCAGGCUGAGGGCCAAGCACGCGAUCUACGUUUUGAGCUCAACAAAUUAGAGUCAGAGGCCAACACACGCGGCAACCUGCUUGAAAAGCUUCGGCACCAAGAAGGUGCAGCAACUGCUUUCAAGCGCAAAUUGGCCGAGGCUGAACAAGAGCGUGACGAAGCGCAACGCCUGGCAGACAGCAAGAAAGGUCAUGAAGCUUCGGCCGCGAGUUUGAGAGUCCAGCUCAAGACCGCUUUCAAGGAGCGUGACGAUGCUUAUCAGAUGAUUCUUGAUUGUGGCAAGUGUAAACUGCCAGAGAAGGAGCAUGAGAAGUUACCCGAGACGCCUACCCAGAUUAGCACUCCGGAGCCGCGAUCAAGAAUGGGAUCAGAGAGUACUGAGGUUACUGAGGCGUCGACACUACCUACCACGCCUGGCACACCGUCGGUGGACGGUGAGCCAGAGAGCACCGAGGCUAAGAAGAAGAACAAAAAGAAGAAGUCAAAGGCAAAGAAGAAGCCUCUUUCAGAAGCUGCGUCCGAGUCGACCACAACAGUUUCAGCACCAACAAUCGACAUCGAUGAACUCAUCGCCAACCCUGAAAAAGCCAGAGAGAUGCUCAAGCAAGAUGGUGCAGCGCAGAAUGUGGCCAGUCAACUGAUUCCGCGAUAUAUCGAGAAGCUUAGAUCCGAUACCGAGACGCAGCAUGACGGCCGAGAAGAAGUCAUUCACCACCACGAACAAGUGAUCGAAGAACGCAAUCAGACAAUCAGCGACUACAGCCGCCUUAUCCGCGAGAAGGACCAGGAGAUUGAGGCUCUUCGACAUGCCAUCGGGCGGAAGGAAGAAGCGAUCGAGCGACUUGAUCGGAAGUUGAAGGGCGAGGAGGAAUUGAAGGAAGAGAUCCAAUCAUUGAGGGAUGACAUGGUGGAGAUCGGAGCUCAAGCGACUGAUGCGAAGCACGAGCUCAAGAUUGUGCGAGAGCAAAAGCAAAGUGUGCAGCAUGAAGUUGAAGAACUCCAGAUCGAGAGUGAUCAGUUCCGAAAGGAAGCUAGGGAUGCUCAGGCGCAAAGAAACGAUUUGUCUAGCAGGUGCCAGGUGCUUGAGAAAGAGAUUGUGGCGUUGAAGGGUGCCCAGAGUUCUACUUCUACUGCUACAGCGGAGGAGUUGCAGGCUGUGAAGGAGAAGUUGAGUGGUGCAGAGAAGGACAAGGAGGCUUUACAGCUAGCGAAGGAGACGUGUGAGAAGCAGAUUGAGGAGUUAAAGACGCAGCAUGGGAUCGAUUCUACAGAGCGUGCCGCCAAGCACAAGUCGCUCGGGGAGGAGUUUGCGCAGCUGGAGUCGAAAGCAUCAUCGCUGGAGAAGGACCUCGCGGCUGCGAAUGAUCUGGCACAGACGAGGUUCAAGGAUUUGAGCGAGGUGAGAGAACACUCGAACAAGCUGCAGCCGGAAUUAAAGAGGUUGCGUGAAGAGGCUGCCGAGCUACAGACAGUGAGAGCAGAGCUAGAGAAGUCAGGUGCUUCGUUGAAGAGGCUAGAAGGCAAGGAGAAGGACCUAAGAUCCGAGAUCGCGGAGUACAAGUCCCAGGGCGUCACAAAAGAUGGCGAGAUUGCCGAGCUACGAGGGCAAGCUAAGCAGAGCGAUGAGCGUAGUAAAGCACUGGAAGAAUCAUACGAGAAUGCUCGACAAGAUCUCGAGCAGAGCCAAAGUAGGCGCGAUGAAGCUACAGAGGGCAGAGAUAAGAUGCAAGCGGAUCUCCAAAAGUCGGAAGGUGACCUUCAGCGCUCGAAGUCGACUCUAGCGGAAAUGGAACACCAACUCAAGAAGCUCCGCGACGAGGCUAACAAUCUUCGUGAAGACCUACAGCUGGCCCGGGCUCAGCAUGCUAGUGCGCAGAACUCCAUGUCGAACCAGCAGGAUCAAAGUCGAGAACUCGCCGUCCAAAUGCGCGAGGUCCGCGGUCGAAACGAGAGUCUUGAGGAAGAGCUGAUGGAAGCUCAAAGACUUCUACAGGAGAGGAGCAGAGAGGGUGAGACGAUGCGCCGGAUGUUGGAGGAAGUGGAGACGAGAGCUGAGCAAAGGGUCAGAGAGAUGAGGGAGCGCAUGGACUUGGCUGUUGAGGAGCGGGACAGGGUGGAAGACGAGGCUAAUACUGUUGGUCGUAGGAGGUCUAGAGAGCUGGAGGAGUUACGGACGAAGCUUCGGGAUGCUGAGCGGGAGGCAGCCAGGGCUAGCGAGGCAAAGGGUGAUGCCGAGAAGAAGGAGCGGGCAUUUCAGGACCAACAGAUUGACCUGGAGAAGAGGGCUGCGCGGGCUCAGGAAGAGCUGAGUGAAGUAAGAGAAGCAAUGGCGCAACUGAGGAAGAGUCUCGAUGAGAGUGAACGUCUUACUACCGCCCUGGAACGGGAGAAAGCGGAGGUGAAGAACGAGCUCGAAGAACGACAGACUCGACUCGAGAAGCUGCAGAAAUCCAGCAAAGCCAUGUCGGAGGAGCUGCGUACCUUGCAAGCAGGCAACAAGAUAAGACAAGGUAGUUUCCAGUCCUCGCAGCGAAGCUCGAUAGAUACUAGCCGCGUCAUGUCGCCCGGACCUCGCGCAGUGAGUGGGAGUGGCAAUGGGACGCCUGUUGCUAGUACAAGGGGUGGAGAUCAGAGUAAGGAGAGUAUCGAUUAUGUGUAUCUUAAGAACGUGCUGUUUCAGUUCUUGGAGCAGAAGGAGAAGAAGCAUCAGAUGCAGCUUGUGCCGGUUUUGGGGAUGCUUUUGCAUUUCGAUCGGCAAGAUCAGCAGAAGUGGGAGGCUGCUAUUGCUGCUCGAUGA